AUGGCGACUUUGCUCAGUCAACCUCACGGUGAAGCCAUCGGAUAUUCCUUCACUCAGCCAACGAGUGUUCCGAACAAAGAGCAUUCAUUCUACCCGUACACCGACAAUGGCGGUUCAACCUUGGGCAUCACUGGCUCCAACUUCGCUAUCCUUGCUGGUGACACUCGGUCCGUUGCAGGCUACAACAUCAACUCUCGAUACGUUCCGAAAGUCUUCAAAAUCGGAGGUGAUGAUGAAACUGGCGAGGGUGCUCACAUUCUCCUGUCGGUCGUCGGCUUCGCCGCAGAUGGCCAAGCACUCAAAGAAAGGCUAGACGCUGUGGUAAAGAUGUACAAGUAUCAGCACGGGAAGUCAAUGUCCGUUGGAGCUUGUGCACAGCGCCUGUCGACGAUCCUCUAUCAGAAACGGUUCUUUCCCUACUACGUGCAUGCUAUUCUAGCAGGCUUGGAUGAGGAUGGCAGAGGUGCAUUGUACAGCUACGAUCCAGUAGGGUCGUACGAGAGAGAACAAUGCAGAGCAGCUGGGUCUGCCGCGAGCUUGAUCAUGCCAUUCUUGGACAACCAGGUCAAUUUCAAAAACCAGUACAUCCCUGGCAGUGGUGAAGGCCAUGCUCUGGAGCCCAAGAAAGCAGACCCAUUGUCAAGAGACACUGUUGAGGAGCUCGUACGAGAUGCUUUCACAAGUGCCGUUGAAAGGCAUAUUGAAGUUGGUGAUGGUCUACAGAUGAUGGUCAUUACUAGCGGAGGUAUAGAGGAGAUCUACUAUCCUCUGAAGAAGGACUAA
Messenger RNA from Aspergillus uvarum CBS 121591, 783 nucleotides. It is a transcript of the gene prs3, whose product is annotated as proteasome core particle subunit beta 6. The coding region runs from base 1 to 783 and encodes 260 amino acids. Lineage: Eukaryota; Fungi; Ascomycota; Eurotiomycetes; Eurotiales; Aspergillaceae. Gene Ontology annotation, cellular component: proteasome core complex. The record is from RefSeq and is a predicted model, not a curated record. The transcript is spliced from 2 exons.